This is a messenger RNA of Prunus dulcis (almond), 1843 nucleotides long. RefSeq names its product protein FLX-like 2. Bases 318 to 1553 code for a protein of 411 amino acids. NCBI's taxonomy places the organism in Eukaryota, Viridiplantae, Streptophyta, Magnoliopsida, Rosales, Rosaceae. The record is from RefSeq and is a predicted model, not a curated record. The transcript is spliced from 5 exons.
CAUCUAGCUCUCUCCUCAGACGCUACUCUCUCUCUCUCUCUUUUCUUUCUUCUCUCUCUCCCCGCGCUGUCUCACUUUCAGACCGGCGAUUCGUCGCAGUCCGGUCGCGGCGACCGGCGCCAUCACCCCCAAACUAUUCCUCUCUUCCUCCUCUACCUAACCCACCCAUUGAUCGACGUCAACAACUCGAUAUCGUGCCGGAUUUUUGACUGGAAAACUGCCCACGCCGGCGCCGAUUCCGGUCACCUCAGGCCGUGCCACCACUUGGAAAAGGAAAAUUUGUCAAUUGUUAGGAGGGUUUGAGUGAAUUGGUGAAAAUGGGAAGCAAAGGUCGAAUUCCACCUGCUCAUCUUCGUCGACCACUUCCCGGACCCGACCCGUUUGGUCCGGGCAUACGCCCGCCCCAUGGUGCCUAUCCUCCAUUUGAUAUGUUGCCUCCUCCACAAGUUAUGGAGCAGAAGUUGGCUGCACAACAUGUCGAGAUGGAAAGGCUUGUAACUGAGAACCAGAGACUUGCUGCCACACAUGGAACCUUGAGACAAGAACUGGCAGGUGCUCAACAUGAGUUGCAGAUAUUGCAUGCCCAGAUAGGUGCUAUCAAGUCUGAGAGAGAACAGCAGAUGAGGGGCCUUGUGGAUAAAAUAGCCAAGAUGGAAGCUGAGCUGAAGUCAGCAGAGCCUGUUAAGUUGGAGCUACAGCAGGCUGGAGCUGAAGCCCAAAACUUGGUUGUGUCAAGGCAAGAACUCAUUGCGAAAGUGCAACAACUCAGUCAGGAUCUUCAGAGGGCUCAUACAGAUGUGCAGCAGAUUCCUGCUUUGGUAUCACAGCUUGAUAGCCUGAGGCAGGAAUAUCAGCAUUGCAGGGCGACUUAUGACUACGAAAAGAAAUUAUACAAUGACCACCUUGAAUCGCUUCAGGUCAUGGAGAAGAACUAUGUUACCAUGGCUAGGGAGGUGGAAAAGCUCCGAGCAGAGUUGCUGAAUAAUUCUAAUGUUGAUAGAAGAACUGGUGCUCCUUAUUAUGGAACUCCGGGAAAUAAUGAAAAUGAGGCUACUGGGCACGCAAUAGGACAAAAUGCUUAUGAAGAUAGCUAUGGUGUUCCCCAGGGACGUGCCCCCUUCCCUCCUGCUGCUGCUGCUGCAGGUGGUGGUGCUACAGCUGCUGGAACUCCUCCAUUAGUGGGAGCUCAACCUGGACCACCUGGAAGGACUGUUUAUGAUGCACCAAGAGGGCCUGGUUAUGAUGCCUCUGGAGGAUCUGGUUAUGAUGCACAGAGAGGACCUGGUUAUGAUGCACAGAGAGGAGCUCCCUAUGAUGCACAGAGACCUGGAUAUGAUGUGCAAAGACCAAAUUAUGAAGUGCAAAGAGGACCCGGUUACGAUCCAUCCCGGGGUGUCAACUAUGAUGCACAGUCUAGAGGUGCUGCUGGUCCUCAAGGACAUAUGCCUACAAGCAAUGCGCCUUAUGGUUCCGCAACACCACCUACUCGUGGUGGAAGUGGGUAUGAGGCACCACCACCACGAGGGGGAGGGGGCAACCCCGUUCGAAGAUGAGCUCAAGUCAUUACCCAAAUUAUCAAUGAAAUUGUCUAAGAAAUAGUGUAGUUGUUAGGAUAUCCACUCCACUAAAUCUCCGAUCGCCUGUUACGUUGUGUUUUUUGCCUGAGUUGGCUAUCUGAAUCUUUAUUUAGUCUUCAGCUUCUUUCUUGAUUCUUGAAUCUUGUAUGUGGUUGGGGAAAAGAAAAAAAAAAAACAAAACAGGUAUUCUGUAACCAGUUGUGCUGUGGGCAACGGACGUGGUGUUUGUUAUAGAAUUCAAAUGAGAAGAAUAUGGUUUUCAGUCA